Pristis pectinata (smalltooth sawfish) is the source of this 1945-nucleotide messenger RNA. It is a transcript of the gene oit3, whose product is annotated as oncoprotein induced transcript 3. The coding region runs from base 64 to 1707 and encodes 547 amino acids. NCBI's taxonomy places the organism in Eukaryota, Metazoa, Chordata, Chondrichthyes, Rhinopristiformes, Pristidae. The record is from RefSeq and is a predicted model, not a curated record. Gene Ontology annotation, molecular function: calcium ion binding. The transcript is spliced from 9 exons.
GGAACAGUCACUUAAGAACCUGAAGGGGAAACUAGUGUUAACUCAGCGAUAGAACCGAGGAUCAUGUUAUCCCUGAUGCUGCUGAGUUUGGCUCUCUCUGCUGAGCUUCAACCCUCACUUUCAUUAGUGAUGUUUGAUCCCUGCUCAGCGUAUAUCAGCCUGAACGAGCCUUGGAGAAACACAGAGCAUCACAUUAAUGUCUCGCACGGCACACCCAUGUGUGACAACCACAUGGACGGAGAAUGGUACCGCUUCACCGGCAUGGCAGGAGAUGCCAUGCCCACCUUCUGCAUCCAGGAGAACCUCUGCGGCACUCACGCUCCCAUCUGGCUGAAUGGUAGUCACCCUUUUCAGUCUGAUGGCAUUGUAUCGGUGCAGGCUUGUGCCAGCUUCAAUGACAACUGUUGCCUGUGGAGCACCACGGUGGAUAUGAAGGCUUGCCCAGGAGGUUACUACGUCUACCGACUGCCAAAGCCCACUGUCUGUUUCCACGUGUACUGUGGACAUUUCUAUGAUAUAUGCGAUCAAGUGGAAUGUGUGGGGCAAUGUGUGGGUGAGAGCGAAUGUCGGUGCACCCCAGGCACUGUCCUCGGACCAGACGGCCAGACUUGCCUAGAUGUCAAUGAAUGUGCGGUCAAUAAUGGGGGUUGCAGUGAAGACUGCAUCAACCUGCAGGGCUCCUUCCGUUGCGAGUGUGGGAUUGGAAGAGCACUGGGCAAGAACGCAGCGGCCUGCGAAGAUAUUGAAGGCUGCCACAGUGAUAAUGGAGGCUGCAGCCACAACUGUGUUUCGAUGGAGGGAGGCUAUCACUGUGAGUGUCCUCGUGGACUCAUGUUAUCAGAGGACAAUCACACCUGCCAAGUGCCUGUGCAGUGCAAGUCAGAUUCGAUUGAAGUGGCUGUACCCAAGGAUUUGGUUGGUGGUUUGGAACUGUAUCUCCUGAAUGCAUCAUGCAAAGCACUUUCCAAUGGGACUCACAUCAACAUUAACUUCAAUCUCAAAAGCUGUGGCACAGCUGUUGAGGUCGUGAAUGAUAAGAUAAUUGCAAGAAACACGCUAACUGGCAUUCCCAAGCAGACACCAGGCAGUAAUGGGGAUAUUAUCAUCCGGACCAGUAAACUAGUGAUUCCCAUCACCUGUGAGUUCCCCCGCCAGUACAUGGUGUCUGAAGGAUAUGUGCCCAACCCGGCGAAUUCUCCACUGCAGAUUAUAGGCAGAAACCACGGGAUCUUCCCCUUCGCUCUGGAGAUCUUUAAAUCCAAGGAUUUUGAUGAGAUUUACAAAGAUACACCUCCUGUUCUCAAACUCCGAGACUCCCUGUACUUCGGGAUUGAACCUCUCAUGCACGUGGAUGGGCUUGAAGCACUGGUUGAGAACUGCUUUGCCACUCCCUCUCCCAGUAGUGAUGAUAUUAUGAGGUACUACCUGAUAAAGGAUGGCUGCAUCAAUGAUGAAACAGUCAAGCAAGAGACGUCCAAUGACCAUCUUGCAAAGCAUUUCUAUGUCCCUGUCUUUAAGUUUGUGGGAAGAGAUAAUAAGAAAGUGUACCUGCACUGCCGGGUUCUGGUGUGUGGGGCCCUGGAUACCAAGUCACGAUGUUCACAGGGCUGCCGCAAACGGAUGCGGAGAUCAGCAGAGGCUGACGAUUCAGGUCACCUGAGAGACCAUCUCCUCAGCGGAGGUCCAAUAGUGAUUGACACUGAGUAACAAGGCUCACGGCAUCCAGAACGUUCCACCGAACAGCUUUAAAUUUGUGCAUUAAUACACAAGUCUCAAAAAUGUAUCAUUGCUUUUGCUCAUGAAUAAUAUCUGGUUUGACUUCUGAUCAAUAAACUAAAAUAACAUAGUAGUAGGACACUAACUGAGUGGCUUGCACGGUAGCAUGAUCUAUUUUGAAUAUAAUAUCUUAAUGAUAGACCUCUAGAAUUAUCACAUUUUAAUAAAG